UUAUGAGAGAGCAUGAGGAAGCAGCGCACGUUGUUUCCAUUUUCCCUAAACAUAAAAGUGAAGAAGAAAAAGAAAGGAGAGAAGAAGAAGAAGCAAGAACCAGUUACUCUUUACUCAAAAGCACAAAUCGUUUAGUUUUAAUUAUUUAUUUUCUGUGAAUUAGGGUUUUCAAAGUAGUUCUGAGAAUUGGGAAAGUGAGGGACGGAGAAGAUCACUGAUCAGACAUGGCGGUUUUAUCAAUGGAUUCGUUACCUCUAGGGUUUCGGUUCAGACCGACGGACGAAGAGCUCAUCAACCACUACCUGAAGCUCAAGAUCAACGGUCGUAAUUCCGAGGUCCAAGUGAUCCCCGAAAUCGACGUUUGCAAAUGGGAGCCUUGGGAUUUACCCAAGAUGUCGGUGAUAAAGUCAGAUGAUCAAGAGUGGUUCUUCUUCUGCCCCCGGGAUAGGAAAUACCCAAAUGGCCAUAGGUCCAACAGAGCCACUGAUGCUGGCUACUGGAAGGCCACUGGUAAGGACAGGACCAUCAAGUCCCGCCAGUGUAAGUCUGCCUCCAACAGCACUGGCCAAGUUGGGAUGAAGAAGACCCUGGUUUUCUACAGAGGUCGCGCUCCCAGGGGCGAGCGCACCAGCUGGAUCAUGCAUGAGUAUCGUGCCACUCAGAAGGACCUUGAUGGCACUGCUCCUGGGCAGGGUGCCUUUGUUCUGUGUCGCUUGUUCCAUAAGCCAGAAGAGAAGGCUGAUGUACUAAAGUAUGAUGAAGUAGAACAAACUGGCUUAUCUCCUACCACAACUAAGUCUUCUCCUGACGAGACAUCCUCAGAUGUAGUUCAGGAAACAGCUACAUCUGAUAUGCAAGGUGAAAAGCAAUCAGAAAGUAUCAUGAGGUGGUGGAAUGAUAAAUCUGAUAACAUGAGCCCUGAUGCUCUGCCUCCGGUACCUGGUGACAGUUUUAUGGCCUCUGAUGUGGAAGAUCCUGGAGCAGAAGAAACAGGCAUCCAAGGGCGUCUCCUAAUGGAAGAAAAUCAACUGUUCGAUGAGCCCUUCAGCGGCCAGAUUGAUUGCAAAGUCUUUUCGCCUUUGCAAUCGCUGAUUAACUCAGACCUAGAACAUUACGUGGGUUCACCUUUUACCAGUGACUUUGGCAAUUACAAUAAUGGACUCCAUUUUCAGGAUGGCACAUGUGAACAGGAUGUAUCCUUCCCAGAACUUUUGGAUGAGUUCGGCGUUAACCCUUAUGAGAGUUCCUGUGAGGAGUCAACGAGUCAGAAGAACUUGGUGGUUGGAAACGAGACCUAUCUAUCUGGUCAGUCAUGCAUGCUACAGACCACGCCACCAGGAAACUCAUGUCUCGAUGGUGCAUGGGAUAACACAGACACCAACAUUGCCCAGCAUGACCUGGAAAGGAGAGCUUCUGGCUUGUACAACAGGCAAUUUGAUGCUGAGGAUCUGCUGCCGAAAACUUCAUUGGGUUAUUACCAAGCUGAAGCUCAAGCAUCGCUGGAUAACCAAAAAACUAGAAUGGGAAAUAUGGCUGACAAUUAUUUUCCUCCUUCCGCACUUGCGGAGCUGUUUCCUGUGAGUUCAGUAAAUGAUACGUUCAACAAUGGGGAAGAAUUUUCCAGUAGCAAGGAUUCUGUUAACCAUGGUUAUGAUCAGGUUGGUAGAACUAGAAUCAGGAUUAAGACUCGCCAGCCUCAACAACAAUCAAAUUCAGAAAAUUAUGAAACUCAGGGCACUGCUCCUAGAAGAAUCCGUCUCCAUAUGAAUAUUUCAACUGGGUCAGUUGUCGAUAGUAAUGUGAGAGAGAGAGAUGAUGAGGAAGAAGAUGAAGUACAAUCAACUAAUACUGACGCUAGAGAAGCUAUACAGCAGAGUCAUACCUCUGAUGAACAGGAGAAAGAGCAUGCGAAAAUCAAUAAUAAGGAAGAAUUAACCAGUAGGAAGAACUCUGUCAACUAUGGUUCGGAUAUUGUUGGUAUAACUGGAAUCAGGAUCAAGGCCCGCCAGCCUCAACAACCAUUAAAGUCAGAUGAAUCUGUAACUCAGGGCACUGCUCCCAGAAGAAUCCGUUUGCAGAUGAAUCCAGUUGGUGAUAGCAAUGUGAGAGAUUCAACCCCUGGGAAAGAAGAUGAAGUGCAGUCAACUAUUAAUGAGACCAGAGAUUCCACACAGAAGAUUCCUGAUUCCGAUGAGCAUGAUGCAGCGUGCCAUCUUUCAAAGUUGGAAAUGAACGGGAAAAUCGCUGAAGACUCGCCAGCAGAAAUGGUUGAUAAGAGCAGGGAAACUGCUGAAGAAGCCCCAGGAAAGUUGAAGCUAAGGAUGGGUAGGGAUAGUUCAUUACACAGCAACCAUACGGGGCUGUCAGUGGCUUCGAAGGCGCUGCCUAAACAUCAUGGCCUGAUUUCUACAUUUGUUAUUUCGGUCGGCAUUCCUUUAGCGGUAACCCUGUUCAUAGCUUUUAGUGGGAUUUGGAUAGCCUCAAGAUCUUGACUUUGCAGGGAAGAGGCCAUAGGUGAUUAGGUGUUUCGUUCCACUCUGUGCUUACUUCAUUUGGAACGGGGUUUAGGGUUGUAAAUCGCAUUCUCAUAUGUGCGUGCAUAUGUAACCUUAGAUGAGAAAAAUAUUUGAGUGUGUGUAUUAAGAUUUCGUCUGUGUUUUCACUUCCAGACAACUCUGUUUUUCUGUGUAGAGUCUAGUUAGCUUUGACAUAUAUUAUGAUUAGCGUAUAAUAAAGUGUAAAAUUUGUAAUUUAAUUUGUAUGAUUAUCUUCUGUUUUGCC
Molecule: messenger RNA, 2781 nt
Organism: Prunus avium (sweet cherry)
Lineage: Eukaryota; Viridiplantae; Streptophyta; Magnoliopsida; Rosales; Rosaceae
Gene: NAC014
Product: NAC family transcription factor
Biological process (GO): regulation of DNA-templated transcription
Molecular function (GO): DNA binding
Source: RefSeq, a predicted model, not a curated record